AUGGCGUCCGCAGCUCGUACGAAGUUAAAAACGGCAUUUAAAAAGGCGCGGGUCAUCGCACCUCUGCAUACAGAGGGCCCAGUAGCCGUUUCGCAUGAUGGGACGAGACUCUUCACAUGCGUGGGGGAGGAGGCGCUGAUGACCGACGUCAAGGAGGGCCGCGAGAUCUGUCGCUUUGUCGGGGACACAGAGUCGAUCACCGCGCUCUGCAUUACCCCGUCUGCCUCGCACCUCCUUCUCUUUACCUCAGCACUUGCCCUCCGCAUAUAUGAAAUACCCGCGGUCUCCGAACCUCUCACGAGACCUGUGCAUCCCUCACGCGUGAUCCCCCGUGCGCACGACGCGCCUGUUCACGUCUGCCGAACGGACCCCACCGCGACCUACCUCGCAUCUGGCUCUGCAGACGGCGUGGUCAAGGUCUGGCAUAUCCUCCGUGGCUAUGUCACACACGUCUUCAAGGGUCAUGGGGGUGUCGUCAGCGCACUGGCGUUCAACUACCCGUUCGACCCCUCCGCGGUACACCGUGAAACGAAAAUGCAGCUUAUUACUGGGUCUGUUGACACCAAGAUCCGCAUAUUCGACCUCUCUGCGGCUGCGAAUAGGACGGGCGCACCCGUGCGGCCAGAGGCGAUUCUGGAGGGACAUGUCUCGGUGCCUCGUGGGCUGGAUGUUUCGCAGGACGGCAAGUGGCUCGUCAGUGGUGGUCGGGACUCGGUUGUCCUUCUAUGGGACAUCUCUUCGAAAGAGAACAACCUGUCGCACGCUACGAGCAGCAAAAAGAAGGGCAAGCAGACGGCUUAUUCGCCCGCUCUGGUCAAGACGGUCCCCGUCCUGGAGCGCGUCGAAGCAGUUGGGUUACUCCAUCAGGAUAAAGACCUAACAGGAGCGCCGUCUGAGUCAAGCAAACUACGCUUCUACACGGGCGGGGAGAAGGGUGUUGUGAGAAUAUGGGACGCGAAAGAAGGGACGGUAUUAUUCACCCUCGGACAAGAACAAGAGCAGGUGUCGGAGGAUCAGGAAGAGCAGAGGCAGAUUGUGGACAGCAUCUAUAUUCCCGCUACAUCCACAAUCGUCUCCGUACAUGCGGACCAAAACAUUCUCUUCCACUCAUUAUCAACGCACUCGCUCGCUCGCCAGUUGAUCGGGUUCAACGACGAGAUCAUCGAUGCGACUUUCCUGUCUCCCCACUUGCCCCCACAGGCUGGCCCCUCUUCUUCCAAGCUCACUGAUACGCAUGUCGCGUUCGCGACGAACUCAUCGCUCAUCCGUGUGUACUCUGCGUCGUCACUCGAUGCACGUUUACUCUCUGGGCACUCGGAGAUUGUGCUGUGCCUGGAUCACGGCGCAGGCGGACGGGUGCUCGCCAGCGGGAGCAAAGAUCGAUCGGCGCGCGUAUGGGCACCGCGAAGGCAGGCUGCCGAACAAGCAAGUGCGGUACCCGAAUAUGGUUGCGUUGCUAUCUGCGAGGGGCACGCCGAGAGUGUUGGCGCCAUCGCCAUGUCUCGCAGAGCGAGCGAGGGCAGUACCGACACAAGCUCUCGCUUCAUGUUCACCGGCAGCCAGGAUAGAACCCUCAAAAUGUGGGAUCUUUCCAGUGUCCCGUCGAUCUACACUGGGCCGUCAGAAGACGAGAGCGAGGACGGCGAGCGCGUGCUCAAAUGCAAGAGUCUCACGACGCACAAGGCGCACGACAAGGACAUCAAUUCGCUUGACGUCGCUCCGAACGACCGCAUGCUCGCGUCGGGCUCCCAGGAUCGCACUGCGAAGGUGUGGGCGAUCGACUACACGGUCACGACGAGCGGCGUGCGCGGAGAGGUGCGUCUAUUGGGGACGUGCAAGGGGCACAAACGUGGAGUGUGGUGCGUGCGCUUCGGGCGCGCGGAGCGCGUGCUCGCGACGGGAAGCGGGGACAAGACGGUGAAGCUGUGGAGCCUCGACGACUUUGCCUGUCUGAAGACAUUCGAGGGACACACGAACUCAGUGCUGCGCGUCGACUUCUUGAACGCGGGGAUGCAGUUGGUGAGCGCGGCGAGUGACGGGCUGGUCAAGCUGUGGAAUGUGCGGGACGAAGAGUGUGUCGCGACAAUGGAUAACCAUGAGGACAAGGUAUGGGCGUUGGCAAUAAGCACAGACGAAUCCACCAUAGUCUCCGGUGCUGCCGACUCGGUGGCCACCUUCUGGGAAGACUGCACUGAGGAGCAAGAGCUAGAGAAGGAGUCGAAACGCGCGGAGCUUGUUGAGAAAGAGCAAGACUUCAUGAACUACCUUUCCCUGCACGACUACCGCAAUGCCAUCACGUUGGCGCUAGCGAUGGAACAGCCAGGACGCCUCCUCUCGCUUUUCAAGAGCACACAAUCGGAGUCUUUGCCUUCUGAUACCACUCCCUCAAUAUCCGGACAUCCCUCAGUGGACGCAGUCCUCCGCACGCUCGGCUCGUCUGACCUCGCACGCCUGCUCAAGUACGUCCGCCUGUGGAACGCGACUGCCAAGACGAGCGGCGUCGCGCAGCGCAUCUUGCAUGCUAUCGUCAAGCUGCGCCCUGCAGAAGAUGUGAUGCACGCAUUCGGGGGCGACGAUGUCAGCACUGGCCUCGGAGUCUCGGAGAACGGAGGCGCGCUGUCUGUGACUGUCGUAGGCAAAGGUGAAGGCCGGGGCGCGACAGCACUGAAGGACUGGGUCGAGACAGUCAUCCCGUACACAGAACGCCAUCUUGCGCGAAUGGAGCGGCUACUGCAAGACAGCUAUGUAGUAGACUACCUCUUGGGAGAGAUGGAUGACGGCAUGUUCGACGAGGACGACGGCAGUGUCGACUCCCUAGCGGCCCCCAUGGAUGUGGAGAUCGCUGCAUAGGCGGUCUCCUUUGGCUGCAUCGCCGCGUAAAAGUAUUCUACUGUCAUAUCUAUCAAUAUUUGUCGCAUUGCUGGUCACAACGCUCGCUCCAUAGUGAACUGAA
Molecule: messenger RNA, 2953 nt
Organism: Postia placenta MAD-698-R-SB12
Lineage: Eukaryota; Fungi; Basidiomycota; Agaricomycetes; Polyporales; Adustoporiaceae
Exons: 6
Coding region: 1-2850 (949 amino acids)
Biological process (GO): endonucleolytic cleavage to generate mature 5'-end of SSU-rRNA from (SSU-rRNA, 5.8S rRNA, LSU-rRNA); endonucleolytic cleavage in 5'-ETS of tricistronic rRNA transcript (SSU-rRNA, 5.8S rRNA, LSU-rRNA)
Cellular component (GO): 90S preribosome; nucleolus; small-subunit processome
Molecular function (GO): protein binding; U3 snoRNA binding
Source: RefSeq, a predicted model, not a curated record